Bursaphelenchus xylophilus (pine wood nematode) is the source of this 1403-nucleotide messenger RNA. Lineage: Eukaryota; Metazoa; Nematoda; Chromadorea; Rhabditida; Aphelenchoididae. The record is from the annotation of a GenBank genome assembly.
AUGGCAGCAAAUACUGCCCAAACACAGUCCGAAGAUGCUAAAUUAUUCGCUGCAGCCAUCGAGGAAGCCCUCCAAACAUCUGAAGAUGCGCUAAAAUCAGCUGAAUCGAUGGAAAAACAGAUCACAGACCUCAUAAACGAAGAUGUUAGUGGUGGAAUCAGCUUGUACGACCUGAAGAAUCAUGAACUCUCGGCGUAUUUGUUGAAUUUGGGGAUUUUAAUGGCCAAGAUGUCACUUGGAGAAUCGAUUGAAGGGUCGAAAACAUUGGAUGAACUGAUCAAACUUAGAGUUGUAAGUUUUUACUAUUUUUGUUUUGUUUUUAGGUAGAUUAUGAGCUCUGGAGUUAGUUCAUGUCUUCACAAAUCUUUUUGACCAGUUAAACAGAAGUCUGACGUGUGAUUUAGGGCUAAAAAUCGUAAUCUUGCUCAUGACCAAGUGUAACAUAGAAUUUUGAGUUAUUCUCUAGGUAGAUGAAGAGGGAUGGCUACGAUUUUUAUCAGGUAGACAAAGAAUGAUUUCUUCUUGCUUAUUUUUGUUGUUUUUGCUAUUAUAAUGGAUGAGUAAUGUCUUAAUUUAUCCAUCUUUAUGUGCAUCAUAGCUUUUGUAGAAAUCGGUUAGAAAUCCACAAAUCUCUGGUUUAUGUCUUUCAAAAUGCGUCUCACUAAUAUGCUAUCGCAUUUCUAGGUACUUGAGCGAAUUCGACCGAUCGAAAAGAAGCUAAAAACGCAAGUCGAUCAACUUCUUCGAGGUGGAAAUGAAGAAGACAAGGAUUUGACGAUGCACGCUCGUCCCGAGAUGUUUAAUGCCGAGGAAAGCGAGGGUGAGGGCUCAGAGGACGAGGACUCAAAGGCAAUGAAGAAAUAUCAACCGCCGAAAAUGGUGCCCAUGCAUUUUGACGAGAAUCAAGAGGAAAAGAAGGCCAAACAGGUAAGAUUUUUCUUUGAAUUUUCGGAAUUUAGAUGUUCAAUCGAGCGUACUGGAGCAAAAAUUGUGUUUAUUAAUGCCAAUUGGCCUUGUGGAGGAUUGAUUUCCGCACUAAAAUGACCUUGUUUUAGUUGGAGAGAGCUCGAAAGAAGGCGAUGCAAUCCUCGCUGAUCCAAGACCUCCGAGCCCAAUAUUCCGAUGCUCCAACUCUCAUACGUGAUGGCCCGUCCAUGAAUCGAAUGGAACGGGAGCAGCAAAAGUUCGAGGAGCUGAAUUACACUCGUCUUCAGCUCAACAAACACGAAAAGAAGAUGACAAAGCGGAAGGAAAACAUCGAAACGCUGGACUCACUCCUCAAAUUCGGAGAUUAUAUGGCAAUGGACACGGUGUUGGAGGAUGGAGCUACCAAAAAGAAGUCAAGAGGGCAGAAACGUCGAGGCGGGCCCGCAAAACAUAAGGGGAAAAAGAAGAAGCACUAA